AUGCAUAAUGAUUCAAAAUUUUCAUCUGAUAAAUGCCAAUGGAAGUUUCAUCAUUAUUCUCCUAGUCCAUGGGAAUUAUAUUGGUAUAAUAAUAUAGAUGUUUUACAAAAUAAUGUUUGUCCAAAAUUAAUAGAAAAUGAUCAAUUAAAUAAAAGUAUUCGAUCAUUAGAAUAUAUUAUUAAUUUACAAAAAACAAUUUAUAAUAAAUCAUUUUUAUCAAAUGAAUAUGAUGAACUUUUUUCUAAAAUGUAUUAUCAAUCUGAAUGUUCAAGUACAUCACAAUCAGAUCGUAUGGUUUCACAAUAUAUUGAACCACUUAUUGGUCUACUUCGUGAUCCUUUAACAAUAUGUUCAUAUCAAAAUCUUCCUUCAAAACUUCAAACCAGUGAAGAAAAUGGAGUACAAUCAAAACGUUUCUUUCUUCUUGGUCCAUCAGCACCAUAUAAUAAUUUUCAAACAUCAACAAUAUCAAUUGCUCCAUGGCUUUAUCAACAAGAUUCACAAAAAAUUCUCAUGGAUAUUGGUGCUUCACUUUUUAAUGGUGUAAAUGAUCCAAAUACAGUUAGUUCACUAAUAGGUGCACGCUGGUUUUAUGAAUAUUUUCGUUUACAUUCAUUAUCAUUUGAUCGUAUAAUUGCAUUUGAAGCAACUCAAUAUUCACCACAAACAUAUUGGCAACAAAUACCUGAUGAUAUUAUUGGUUUAUUAACAUUUAUUAAUGUUGGUGUAGCAAACACUGGUAAAUUUAAUCCUUGGAAUAUAUUAAAAUCAAUUGCAAAAAUAAAUGAUUAUGUUAUUAUUAAACUUGAUAUUGAUAAUUCAAUAUUAGAAAAUGAACUUAUACAACAAAUUCUUAAUGAUAAAUCAAUAUCUUCACUUAUUGAUGAAUGUUUUUUUGAAAUGCAUGUUACAGUUAAUGAAAUGAAACGAUAUUGGGGCGCUCCACAAGGUCAAUUAAAAGAUAGUUAUAUAAUUUUUACUAAAUUAAGACAAUUAGGUAUACGAAUGCAUUCAUGGCCAUAG
Messenger RNA from Rotaria sordida, 1023 nucleotides. The record is from the annotation of a GenBank genome assembly. Lineage: Eukaryota; Metazoa; Rotifera; Eurotatoria; Philodinida; Philodinidae.